Messenger RNA from Lactuca sativa (garden lettuce), 903 nucleotides. RefSeq lists its product as uncharacterized. The record is from RefSeq and is a predicted model, not a curated record. NCBI's taxonomy places the organism in Eukaryota, Viridiplantae, Streptophyta, Magnoliopsida, Asterales, Asteraceae.
AACAAACCUACAGAACAAAUCGGCGGUUCCAAGCCAAAAUUACCGAAACAACCUCACACUUUUUGUUAAAUUACACUCUCGAAAACUGUAAGCUCAAAUUCUCCCCACUCAUUUGAAGUACAGCUGCAUGUCACUCGCAUCAAAUCGGGCGCAGAAACCCAUCUUCUUAAGUUAACAGAAAUUACACACAAUUUUACGUAUAGUGAUUGUGCGAAGGUGUGCAAGAGCAUAGGGGGAAAAUGGAGAAAGCAUUGGUGAAAGUCGGAAGCAUCAAAGCUAAAGCAGGAAGCUAUUGGAUUGCAAAGAAAGCUAAACAGGAGUUGUCCAACAUCUCCGAUGACCUAACUACUUUAUCAACUACUGUUGAAGAGAAGGCAAAAUGGAUUUUUAACAAGCUCAAAGGAAAACCGGAGAAGUCCUUGCCGGAGCUCCUCCGUGAGUUCAACUUACCACCGGGUCUUUUCCCUGACAACAUAGUAUCUUAUGAAUUUGAUGAAACAAAGGGAAAACUAGUGGUGCAUUUGCCCUCAGCUUGUGAGGUAAGCUUCAAGGACUCAUCUGUCAUAAGGUACGCCACUCGAGUGAAAGCCAUUUUGUUGAGGGGAAAGUUGAGUAACAUUGAAGGAAUGAAAACAAAGGUGUUGGUAUGGGUCAAAAUCACAAAUAUUGCAGUUGAAGGUUAUCGAUCAGAUAAGGUCUGGUUUACUGCAGGAGUUAAAAGAUCUAAGCCUAAAGAUGCUUAUGAAAUUCCUAGUGUUGCCAUUCGAUGUCAAGAAUUUUGAAAACUGUAUCAAAUUGACCCUAAAUUUUCUACUUUUAUCGCUGUGUUUGGAUUUGCGUUGCUUCUUACAAGUUUCAUUUUACAUAUUGAUAUUAUUAUUAGUAAAUACAUUGUUACCAUUA